Molecule: messenger RNA, 1453 nt
Organism: Nilaparvata lugens (brown planthopper)
Lineage: Eukaryota; Metazoa; Arthropoda; Insecta; Hemiptera; Delphacidae
Source: RefSeq, a predicted model, not a curated record
GGACAAAGAUGGAGUUGUUGAACAACUUUUUGGAAAAUUAUAUUGUGCGUAUGUGGAUUCUGGAGAAGAUGAUAUAAUGAUUAUUUUAUGUUCGAGGAUUUGACGAGUCAAGGAUACAGGCACACUUCAAGUAAGACAUUUUUGGACUUCGACCAUUGCGCUCUGGCCAUGAAACAUAUUGGCAUGUUCCACGCGCUAUCCUAUGCAAAAAAGCACGAAGGCUGUGUCAACCAACUUGAGAAAUUCUCAAAAAAGUUUAUUUUGAAGCAAACCAAAGAAAGACUCAUCUCACUCACUGAGUUCUAUUACUUGUGUGGUAAACGCGGUGUGGAUCCAGUUAUCGAGGAGGGUAUCUGUGUUGAAGUGCUCACUGAGUUUUUAGAAAACUAUGAUGACUUUUCUAAGUUUUAUUUUGGUCUUAUUGAGCCCGUGGAACCGGAAGCUGUGGUCUGUCACGGUGAUUUUUGCAGGAAUAACAUUUUUUUCAAAUACGAUGCGAACGGGAGACCGGUCGUUAAGUUGUACGAUCUACAGACUCCGGUCUACUCGUCGCCGGUGAUCGAUUUGUCGUUUUUCUUCUUCAUGAACACCGACCAGAAACUGCGCGACGAGCACUGGGAUGAUCUGCUACUGAUCUACCGCAAUGCAGUCAGGGACACCGUACCAGGCAUCCAGGUUCCGGAUUUGGAUUUUGGACGUGUGGCCGUGUACGGUUACCUGCUCAGCAGUUUUUUCCUGCCGUCGAUGAUGAAGGAGCAAGAAAUUUCGGAUGUUGAGCAGCGAUUCGAGCAGACGCUGCAUGAACAGGCCGUCGAAGCAGCCAAGUGUGGAGGUGCCCAAGCUACUAGGGCCCUGGCUGACAUUGUAAGGCAUAUGGCUCAACGAAACUACAUCAGAUCCAACUACAGAUGAAUGACAUUCUAUUGCCAAGUAUCAGCAACGUAAAAUACAUAUCACAGUCAUGUAUUUUAUGGUCAUAUGCUGCAUACAGACUUACGCGCCACGAACACACGCAUUUCGCUUUCUAUCAGCUGAUGUUUAGCUUAUUAUACAUGUGUUUUUACAGGAACAUUGUAAUCAUAUAUAAUACAUAUAUAUGUACAGCUAUAUGUCAUAUAUACAGAACAUUGAGAUACAUUAUAUAAUACAUGAAGCAUCAGCUAAUGAACAGCGAAAUGCGCAUGUUCGUGAUGCCUAAGUCUGUACGCACCUAUAUAUUUUAAUGGUCAGUGUGCGCUCAAUAGUGAUGAUCAAUUUCCAAUUCUGAGAGCUCACUCAAGAUCAUUUCUCUAAUUUUAUACCGAGAAUCUCAAUUGAGAUCAAAAUUCAAGCCAUUCUUACCUACAUUGUAAACAUGUGUAGUGAUUGUUUCACAGAGUCAAUUCAAGUUGAAAUAACAGUAUUACAAUAAACAGUGUUAAUUUAGAGUUUAACACCACCGUUUGCAUUUAUG